This is a messenger RNA of Exophiala bonariae, 1155 nucleotides long. RefSeq lists its product as uncharacterized. Lineage: Eukaryota; Fungi; Ascomycota; Eurotiomycetes; Chaetothyriales; Herpotrichiellaceae. The record is from RefSeq and is a predicted model, not a curated record. The transcript is spliced from 3 exons. Bases 1 to 1155 code for a protein of 384 amino acids.
AUGCCAAUCAUCGUAAUUGGAUCAAGAGGUUGCCACUACGCAUUCAUUGCACCAGGUUGCCCUGUCGAGGACCUCGAGACUUUCGCAACAAACAACAAGCCCCAUGUCUUGUUUGUCCCUUCGGCACACAAGAUCGUCAUGCCAAUGGUGUUGGAGAAGCAACUCGAGUGGGUAAAGGUGGAUGCACGAGUCAAGAAAGAUGGAGUUCCACGUCUGUCAACUGUGACACAAUCUGCCAUCAAGAAUUCUGGCAAGGAAAUGGUUCGCAGACUGCAGUCUGUACUAGAAUCGACAACAGGAGUUGCAAAUUGGAAGGCUGAUAUCAAGGAAGUGCCACAAGCUGAGGCAGAAACGGUCGACCACGCCCUAGUGGCACUCAAUUGGUGCGAGAAGACUGCAUGCCACAACGACAAUACCAGAUCGCCUUCCAUCGGCUUCGUUGAUCCAUCCAGCGUCAGCAUCCAUCUCGCUCAGCGAACACUCGGAGCGGCAUGUACAUCAUGGUUGAAGAUUUUCGGAAACACGAUGAACUAUGUGGUGGACGGGCGGAGAUUUAUUGAGGCAUGGUUGGGACUGGACGGCUCCUGCUAUCAAAUGGACAUUAGAAUUACUUGCUGUUCGAGUUUGCAUGGUGUGCCUACCACGUUGUCGCAGAUGCGUCGGAAAUCCCAAGACUUGGCCCUCUUCCCACCCUUUUCUGCUACAUACCAACCUCUCCUCCAUGCACUUCUGCACGACCAUUCUGCUGUGGCCUCUGAGGCAGAGGACCGUGCUUACGAAGAGUCCACUGGAGAGCAAGAUCCUCAUUCCAGCGAGAACAACGACGACAGUAUGUACGAAGAUUCUCACGUUACGUGCGAUUUGGGCGAAGAGGACCUCGCAAUUCUCGGUGACGUGGCGGAGGAGGAGCUUUCCGCUGCCAGGAAUGUCAACAAACAGGUAGCACGAAGUCCUCUGGCUGUCAAAGCUUUGGAAGAUCUGAGAAGAUUCGUGCAACGCAAGAUCCGGCCUUCUCUACUUGACAGAAUAGCCAGCGUCACGCACUGCAUCGAGUCUGCGCAUCUGCCGGCAUCCACAACUUCCGCCAGCAGAUUUCAACUAGGCUUUACCAACAUACUUGACAAUAUCUUCGCCCAUGCCAUCAGCGACAUUUAG